Messenger RNA from Lottia gigantea (owl limpet), 693 nucleotides. RefSeq lists its product as hypothetical. Gene Ontology annotation, molecular function: ubiquitin conjugating enzyme binding; ubiquitin protein ligase activity; zinc ion binding. NCBI's taxonomy places the organism in Eukaryota, Metazoa, Mollusca, Gastropoda, Lottiidae. The transcript has a single exon. Gene Ontology annotation, cellular component: cytoplasm; ubiquitin ligase complex. The annotation marks the transcript as partial. Gene Ontology annotation, biological process: positive regulation of proteasomal ubiquitin-dependent protein catabolic process; protein polyubiquitination; ubiquitin-dependent protein catabolic process. The record is from RefSeq and is a predicted model, not a curated record.
AUGAAAAUCACCAACAUUGUGCAGUUCAAAACAAUUUUUACUGCCACACAAUCUGACGAACUGAGUAACGAAGACGAACCGUUUGAGUGGAUUUCUAGAGAAAAAGACGAAUUCUGCAAUAUAUGUUACGAAGUUCUCGAAGAAAGCUCUUCAACAGCCCUGCAAGAAUGCGGUCAUUGGUUUUGUAAUAUAUGUUAUAAAGAGCAUUUAGAAUCAUCCUUUAACCUAGGUCUCCAGAAAAUCACUUGUCCAGAAUACAAUUGUGAUAAAGUAGUCGAUCUUGCUACGAUGGUCAGUUUAACAAAUAUAAGAGACAUUCAGAGAAUGGAAAUGAGAGCUGCUGAAACAUCUACCUCAGCGUCUAGUAUCAAAUGGUGUCCAAAUCAACUUUGUGGAAGGAUGCUGCAACUUCCAAACGGGGCCAGUAACAUUUCUGUUUGCCAGUGCGGUACAAACGUGUGUACUGAUUGCCACAAAGAAGGUCAUUGGCCAGCAUCAUGCGAGCAUUAUGCUUUUUACAGAAAAAAAUUAGAUGACUUUAAAGAUGACAUAUUUGUCAAUGCUUAUUGGAUCCCCAACGAUGUUCAACUGAGGGGUAAAAACUGUCCCAAAUGUAAACGGUUUAUAGUAAAGAAUGGAGGAUGUCCUAAUAUGAUGUGUGUUUGUGGAGAAUGGUUCUGCUGGUCAUGUUUA